This is a messenger RNA of Didymodactylos carnosus, 429 nucleotides long. The record is from the annotation of a GenBank genome assembly. Lineage: Eukaryota; Metazoa; Rotifera; Eurotatoria; Philodinida; Philodinidae.
AUGGAUCUUAACGCGGAGUUGGAUGACUUCGCUGGAGAUAAUAAUUUGACCGUUAACCAAGUGCUGGGUUUCUUAUUGUAUCAACGUAACUAUCAGGAUAACAAGAAAUUUGCAGCACUUGGUAAAGAAUUAUAUGAAACGAAAAAUAUUGAGGAUAGUAAACGCUCACUAGAUUUGGACAAAAUUUUAGGUUUGAAAAAUCAUUUGGACAUGUCUGUUAAUCACAUGAAUUUUUGCAAAAGGUUUUUAAGUCCAUACCACAGUAUUCCAAAUGAAAAGUACAUCAGAGCGUAUUCUAACACUAUCUUACCAGAAACAUGUGUCUGGAAAACGGCACCUGAUUACGAACCAACUAGUGUCUUCAUUUCAUCUCGUGAAGAUGUCGUGUGUUUGACAGUCAAAAGACUUGUUGAAAUGUUACAGAAAUAG